Molecule: messenger RNA, 2478 nt
Organism: Parasteatoda tepidariorum (common house spider)
Lineage: Eukaryota; Metazoa; Arthropoda; Arachnida; Araneae; Theridiidae
Cellular component (GO): membrane
Source: RefSeq, a predicted model, not a curated record
AGGUACUCGGUGCCAUAACGAUAGGUCUAGUUGCAGACAUGGGGAGCUACCAGGCACAGGCAGUACUGUCUGAAAAUGAAUUUACAGUUGCAGCCUUCAUUUCUUUCGGUGAAUCCACAGCCCUCAUGAUGAUCGCUUAUGGUUGUCUCAUCACCACCUUUCUACUCCUCCUUUCUUCGAUCCUUUCUGCAAGAAGUUUUUAUUACGUUCCAAAAUCUCUCUUUUUUGUGAUUUAUCAUUUGAUCUCAGCAUCAUUGUAUUUGUCAUCGGGACUUUCAGUUGUGAUUCUUGGAUACCAAAGGCGUUAUGAAAAAUACUACAUCACAGCCGGGGCUCUGGGUAUUGUAAAUUCCAUACUCUACAUUUUCAGCACCUGUCUUGGACUUCGAGCUCUGUCCCUUAAAUAGAGGCGAUAUAGACCCAAGAACAGAAUGAGCUUUAUAGAAUAAAGACCAAAAAUCGCCAGAAAAUUGUGAUCGAUCAACCAAAUCUUUCAUUUUUUUUCCUUCUUAAAUUAAAAGUAUUUUAAUUUUAUUUUUUAUGGAGGAGUAAUAUGUAUGAUUAAUUGGAGGUAGGGAGAUGUGUUUUUGAUGAGAGAAUUUCGUGUUUAUUUGUUUUUGUUAUUUUCUCUAUACCUCUAUAUUUUCUCUGAAGCAUGUACGUUUUACUUUUUUCACCUCUUGCCAUAGAGAUGCCCAAACUGACUUCACUUGGAGGUAUCUUAUCUUCAGUCAUUCAUCAAUUAAUCAAUUGGUUGCCAAUAGCAACAGAUGAAGCCCAUUGUCUCUGGUUUCUACCAAAGAAGUUUUCAUCAGCAACUGGAACACGAAAACAAUUGAUGGAUUACUGAAGAACAUUGAUCUCGUUCAGUGUGAAGUCCAUUCUUUCUGGUUUCCACCAAAGAAGUUUCCAUCAGCAACUGGAUCACGAAAACAAUUGAUGGAUUGCUGAAUGACAUUGAUCUAGUUCAGCCUGAUAAAUUAGACAUCUCUAUAUAAAAUUUAUUCGUAUCUGGUGGUUUUUGUGCGAAGAUCUCUUUCGAAAGUUAUCCGAAACUUUUCCAGUAAGGCAUAUGGAAUAAACCCUUACCUAUGUUUGUAUGCAUAGAUAUGAAAUUUGAUUAUUGAAACAACGUUUGUUUUUAAAUUCACUCGUUUUAAUAAGCUGUUUUAAAUAUGCUUUAAUAAUUUACGUAAAAUUUACAGUCGUAGUCAAGUCGAAAUUCUGUUAGAAAAAUAAAUUUUACAAUUACAAAUGUUUAUAUAAAUGGUGCUAACAUUUGGUUUCUUUUCAUUCUUUGCUUUUAUCUUUAGAAAAAUAAUUAAAUUAUUUUAUCGUAUAAACUGUUAUCAAAUAAUGUUAGACUUUCGUAUUUAAGGUAUGUUUAACUUGUAAUAGGUCAUAUAUCAAUGUAAUAUUUUAUUUCUAGAAUCAACUUCAUGAUGAAUAAACUUUUUUUUCAUCUUUUUUUUAUUAAUUUUUUUAAAGAAAUGUUUUUCUGUCGUUAUUUGUCAAAUCAGUUAAUUCUACUUUCAGAAAUUCUAGUCGGCAUUUAAAUUCGGUUAAAUAGUUUGGAAACAACGCAUGCCCACAAUUUUUACUAAAAUAGUCAAAAAGCAACUUAAUUUUUAUGUAAUAUAAAAAAGCUAUUUUUAAUUGAGUGGGCUUUUAAUUAUUUGUUAUUAUUUUUGGCGUCUUAUAGAAGAAAAAUACAACAGUCUCCUCUUUAAUUUGUUGCUGAAUUAUAUUUCAUUAAAAAUUUAAGGCAUUGAAAAAAUAUUUUUUAAUGCAUGUUUGUUUUGUUUUACUUUUAAAAAUAUUUAAUUUUUAACAUAAAAUUAUAAGAAAAAACUGAAAAUUUAAUUUUAAUGAAAUUAAUUAAAAAUGAAACAGAUAACUGAUUAACAAUAAUAAUAAUGUUUGAAAAAGCUGUAUUGAGUUGAUUUUAACUCUUGCGUCAUCAUUCGAGGAUAAGUCAUAAUUUAGUAAAUGGUUGUAGUAACAUGAUUUCAUUAUCAUUUUUUUUUUUUUUUUUGGUUAAGCAAACAUUUGUAUCCUCCAUAUGAUUUUUAAAAUAAAAGUGUUAACAUGGAAAUAAAUUAUUCAUGUGAUAUUUUUAUCCAAAGUUAAAGUUAGAAACAAAUUAAUAGCUGUAAUAGAAACAAAUAUUGUAUUUGAAUGUAUAGGACGUACACCAUAGCCACAUGAAAAUUCUGGCGUUAGUUCUAAGAGCACCAAUUAACCGAGUAAUUGGAAUUUCUUCUAAUACAAAAUAAUGCAAAAAUCAAAAUAUUAAAAGUAUCUAUAUUUUUUAGAAUGUCUUAUUAUUAAAAUAUAUCCAGCAUCUUAUUAUAAAUGAAAAAUUUAUUAUAAAAUAAUGCAAAAAUCAAAAUGUUUAGAGUAUCCAUAUUUUUCAUUGAUCUUAUUAAAAUGUAGCCUGCAUCUUAUUAUUAAAUGAAAUUUUUUUUAUAAAAAAAA